This is a messenger RNA of Stylonychia lemnae, 963 nucleotides long. Lineage: Eukaryota; Ciliophora; Spirotrichea; Sporadotrichida; Oxytrichidae. The record is from the annotation of a GenBank genome assembly.
AUGAGUGAAUCAAGUAAGCCUCCCUCUAAGCCAGCAGUGUCAUAGCCUUAAAAUCUUAAGGAUACAAAUAAACUCCGGAAUUUAUAGAUUUUCUAUUCUGCAUUCUCAGCUCAAGCAUUUGCAAAGACAUGUGAUGCGCCUAUUGACAGGGUAAAGAAGCUAUUAUAGAUUCAACAUGUCUAUAUUCGUAUUCCAUCUGAUUAGAGAUAUAAAGGGAUGUUAGACUGUAUGUUUAGAGUGUAUCGUGACUAAGGUUUGCUAUCAUUUUGGAGAGGAAAUCUCACUAAUAUAGCAUAAUCAGCUGUAGGAAUAUCAAUAAACAUUAUCUUUAAGGAGUAUUUUAAGAUACUCACUGGAGGAAAUAUGCUUAGACCUAAUCAUAGACAUUUUGUUCGUAAUAUGAUGGCUGGUGGCUUUGGUGGUGUAUUAUCACAAAUUUUUCUUUAUCCAUUUUCAUUUGUUUAAACUAGACUCCAAGCAGAUGUAGGAUCAUCAUCAAGCACUAGAGAGUUUUUUGGGUUUCGAGAUUGUGUCAAGAAGCUUUAUAGGAUAGAGGGUUAUUAGAUAUUUUUCACAGGUCUCACUGUCUCAUUGACUGGAACAUUUGUUUAUCGUUCAUUUUAUUUUGGUCUGCAUGAUUUCUUCUGGAAUUUCAUGUUCUUUGCAAAUCAUAAGCCAAAUAUUCUCACCUAAUUUAGUAUCGGAUCAAUCGUGACAUUCAUAGCAGCAUUUAUUGCAUAUCCAUUUGAUAUCAUAAGACACAGAGUGAUGAUCCAGUAAGGCAGGACUGAAAAGUUAUUCUCAUCAGGCAUUGAAUGUGCGAUGUGGACCAUGAAAAAUGAAGGUCUCAUAGGCUUUUACAGAGGCUUAUUUGUGCAUUAUUUAAAGUCAUAUAAUGGAGCAAUGCUUGGCUUGAUUCUAAAUACGAAAAUAUAAAUAAGUAUUAAUAAGAAAAAGGAGUGA